GCCCGUAUCCAUACCAGUAGGUGGCGGUAAUGCGCCUCAGCGCUGUAUGCAAUACGCCAUAAAACAACACCAGAAGUAGAAAGCCGCUCGCGCGCAAAACAGCACACCCAACAACAGCGAUGGCGUCCAAAGCAGGUCGUCGAGGGACGAAACGCAAAGUAGAGGCUAAAAAGGAAGAAGACAAAACUUCUACUGAAGAGAAAAAGGCCAGAGGAGAAAAUGCCCAUGAAGAGGCUGGUUUGAAGGUGCUCAUUGAACAUUGUAAAAGCUGACGCGUUUACGGGCGGAAUGCAGAGGAGGUGAAGUCUGCCCUCCUGGCUGCCCGCCCUGAGCUGACGGUGGUCUGCAACCCGGAGAAACCCCGCAGGAACAGCUUUGAGAUCACUCUGCUGGAUGGAGCCAAAGAAACCUCUUUGUGGACGGGGAUAAAGAAGGGUCCACCUCGAAAGCUGAAGUUCCCCCAACCUGAUGAUGUAGUUGCUGCUUUCAAAGAUGCUUUGAAGACUGAAUAGGUGGCCGUGCAGGAAAUGUGAUUGGUGGAAGCAUAAUGAUGAAGAGUGAUGAAGGAGAUCUUCUCAGUCCCUCUUCUGACAAACUGAGCUCCAACCUAUGACUUCUUCUGGGCACACACUGCCACCUAGUGGAUCAUCUCAGCUAUUUCAAAUCUUUGUUGAAAGUUUUUGUGCCUUUUUUAUUGGUGUUGCUUAUUAAUAAAAGAAAAUAAUCUGUU
Molecule: messenger RNA, 730 nt
Organism: Oryzias latipes (Japanese medaka)
Lineage: Eukaryota; Metazoa; Chordata; Actinopteri; Beloniformes; Adrianichthyidae
Gene: selenoh
Product: selenoprotein H
Cellular component (GO): Golgi apparatus
Source: RefSeq, a predicted model, not a curated record